AGACGAAGGAAAAAAUCAACAUUGACUGCCUAUAAUAAAUAAUGUGCAUUCUCUGGGGCAUUUACCGCCCCCACCAAUCUUACACUUCAGAGCUGAACCUGAAGCCUAUCUAUACACUAGCGCUGAUGCUGGCGCCUUUCUAUAAACCGCAUGAUUCUCAGAACCUCCACAGCCUCCUCAUUUAAUCUAUUUCAUUAACUAUUUUCCAUCAUGAGCCCUCCCAAAGUCACCAUCAUAGGCGCAGUCGAUCUCACAAUCCUCGACGACGACACCUCCGUCGGCGGUGUCUGGAGCAAGGCGCGACUUUAUCCGGGAUUAAUCGCCGAUAGCGCAAACGGCUUAUUCGAAUUUUCGGAUGAGACCAUGGUAACGGAAAAGCAACCCAUCUACAAACUCAUUCCGGGCUCUCAGAUCCAAUCAUAUUUGGAGGUUACGCAAAGAAGGAGCUACGAAGGCUGGCGCCUGUUCACCGGGAAGGGCGGUGUUCUCGAAUGCUCGAAACUGAUCGUGGCGAGCGGGCUCUACUCGAAACCAUAUACGCCCGAUAUACCAGGCCAAGAAACGUUCGAAGGUCUGGUUUUGCACUCUAAAGAACUCGGUGCCUCCCACCAAAACCUCGCCACUUCAGAAAUUAAAUCAGUCAUCAUAAUUGGUGGCCGCAAAUCCGCCAUUGAGGCCGCGAACAUCUGCUUCGCCGCUAAGAAACAUGUGCACUGGAUAGUUCGACCGUCGGAUAUAGGAGUCCCUUUCGUCCUGAGUGAUCCUGACAUGAAGCCAAAUCUGAUGUCAGCAAAUCAAGCCCGGAUAUUCAGCAUCUGGUCUCCGUCCAUUUUCUCUACGGACGGGUUUUGGUACAGGUUCCUGCAUAGCGGACGUUCGGCGUUGGGAAAUCGCGUUUAUCGCGGUUUCUGGAGGUUGAUGAGCUGGGCCAUCACGAGAGAAGUGGGAUACGAGAAAAGCGCCAACGGGAAGAUAGUGAAGCCUGGAGAGCCGAAUGUCUUCCGAACACUGGGUAGCACGAGCUUGUUACAAAAAGGAUCAAAUCGGUUCCUCGAGGAGCUUCACUCUGGAAAGAAUGUGACGGUUCAUCGAGCGGGUUUGAAGAGCAUGACCAAGGAAGGGAUAAUAUUGGACAACGAUGAGGUCCUUGAAGCAGAUGCAGUAGUGUUUUGCACCGGAUGGAGACCGAGCACUGACUAUUUCAGCGAUCAGGAUGCAUUAGACCUCGGACUUCCUGUACAUCCGGAAAGUGAAGACCCGGAAGUGGCGAAAUAUUGGACGCAACUCCUCGAAGAAGCUGAUGAAGAGAUGGUGAAGAUAUUUCCGCACAUGGCGGACGGCCCGCGGCCGGAAUUCGUGAAGGACGCAACACAGUUCCGACUGUAUCGAGAAAUUUUGUUUCCAAAGCUCCUUGCGCAAGGAGACCGCUCUAUCGCAUUUGCUGGAUUCGUGUCCAGCAGCCAAACAGCGUUCAAUGCUGAAAUCAUGGCUUUAUGGGCUGUAGCUUGGCUGGAAUGGCUCAUGCCCAAAUCAAACCUUCCAACCGAAUCAAUGAUGGAUAAGGAGGUCGCUAGGACAACAGCAUGGAUGGGAAGACGAUAUAGGUCAGGCAUUCGCGCUCCAGAGAUCGUUUUCGAAUCUCAGUCAUAUUUCGACGUAUUGGUGGCGGAUCUAGGGUUGGAAGUCAACAGGAAGCAAAAGGGCUUUCUCGGUACUUUCAAAGAGUGGGUCAUACCUUAUAUGCCACAUGAUUACGCCGGCAUCAUAGAGGAGUAUACGAGGAGUGUGAAGGAGGUCAAAUGAAUGGUAUCGGGCGCUGGCCAGGAAAUGACGCAUAUAGUGCAACUUGAAUGCUUGGGAUAGAAGAUGAAAGAGCGAGAAUGAGUCUAAGUACAUAGUAUCGAAUGUGAAAACGGCAGAUUUUUGGCUGAAAUGUAUCAUAAAAAAGCCGAAGAAAUGAGUUCUCGGGCUGUCGUGGUUUACACAACGUUGAACGAGUGAAAAUUGGCGUGAACAAUUUGGAAGAGUCUUGGAGCGAAGUGCGUCUAUCGGAUGAGCGUGAUCUCGAGACUAAUCCAAGAC
This is a messenger RNA of Mytilinidion resinicola, 2082 nucleotides long. RefSeq names its product FAD/NAD(P)-binding domain-containing protein. Lineage: Eukaryota; Fungi; Ascomycota; Dothideomycetes; Mytilinidiales; Mytilinidiaceae. The transcript is spliced from 3 exons. Bases 211 to 1803 code for a protein of 530 amino acids. The record is from RefSeq and is a predicted model, not a curated record.